CAAAGUUUGUGGAAGUAUACAAAAUAAGAGAAGAUCACACUGAUCAAAUCCCAAAGAAGAAAUGUCCAGCGUCACUUCGGAGCUUGUUGUAAUGGAGGCUACUCGUUUCCAGCACACUCCUUAUUACUGUGAAGAGAACGUGUAUCUGCUCUGCAAGACGUUGUGCGAGAAUGGUGUAGCGGAUGCAACGGGUUCUGAUCUGUUUGUUGUUUUUAUCUCGAAUGAGAAGAAGCAGGUUCCACUAUGGCAUCAGAAAGCUAGUCGCAGAGCUGAUGGGAUUGUACUGUGGGAUUAUCAUGUCAUAUGUGUCCAGCACUUUGCUUCUGAUAGAAGACACAUGAAAGAACCUGAUGGAAGUUGGACUGCUCAACCUCCACCCUACGAACCCAUUGUUGCCCAAGAUGGAAUCUUGCAUAAUUUGAGCGAGUACAUUGCCAUGAGUGGUGCGGAUACAUUGUCGAGCUUGGACCCUGAAACAGUGAGAACGGCAAUUUCUCAGAAACUUGGCGUGGUUGUGAGCCACACUCAACUUCAGGAUCUUUUCACCAAGCUUCCUUAA
Camelina sativa (false flax) is the source of this 559-nucleotide messenger RNA. Lineage: Eukaryota; Viridiplantae; Streptophyta; Magnoliopsida; Brassicales; Brassicaceae. The record is from RefSeq and is a predicted model, not a curated record.